This is a messenger RNA of Homarus americanus (American lobster), 5817 nucleotides long. Its product is annotated as dual specificity protein phosphatase 7-like. The record is from RefSeq and is a predicted model, not a curated record. The coding region runs from base 148 to 1305 and encodes 385 amino acids. The transcript is spliced from 4 exons. Gene Ontology annotation, molecular function: protein tyrosine/threonine phosphatase activity; MAP kinase tyrosine/serine/threonine phosphatase activity. Gene Ontology annotation, biological process: negative regulation of MAPK cascade; protein dephosphorylation. NCBI's taxonomy places the organism in Eukaryota, Metazoa, Arthropoda, Malacostraca, Decapoda, Nephropidae. Gene Ontology annotation, cellular component: cytoplasm; cytosol.
CUGCUUGGAGUGAAGACGUGUCUUGUUGAGCUGUGCUUGGAAAGUGUGUGUUGACGUUGGUGGUUGACAGUCACAGUUGAUGUUGCAGUAAGUGUAUGUACAUGUCCUGGAAGAGCAGUAAUAGUCGUGGAGUGCCCAUGCUCCGCCAUGCCUUCUCUUGAUGGUGAGGCGGCAGCAGGAUACAGCGGCGCCAACAGCAGCAUGAGCGGGGUGAGCGUAGCACCGGUGGUGGAGGCCAGCUUCCUGUGCGAGGCGCUGCGACAGGCGCAUGGCGUUGAGGAGAUCCUGGUGCUAGAUUGUCGAGGUGCGGACGACUACGGUGCGGGCCACAUCCGCGGCGCCGUCAGCGUGGGCCUUCCCUCCCUCAUGCUGAGACGCUUGGCCUCCGGCAAGUUGAGUCUCCUGCAGGUGGUGCGUCACCUCGCUGCUGACGGGGGUGACCGCCUCGCCAGGCUCCACCAGUGUGUCCCUAUCGUCCUCUACGACCACGCCCACGCCUACAACCCCCACAAGCCCACGCUCAUGAGCAUCCUCUGCCGCAAGUUCAACCAAGAGGGCUGCAGUGCUCACUGUCUAGCAGGAGGAUUUGAUGAGUUCCGGUCGAGGUUUCCGGAAUGGUGUGAGUCGGCCUUACCAUCGGAGCCUCCCAUCGUGGGGCUGAAGAGCUUGAGAAUCACCUGUCUGGAGGCGGAGGAGGAGGCGGUGGUGGAGGGAGCGUGUGAUUCCUCCCUGGGUAGAGACACACCCCUGGAUGAUCUGGGCUUCCCCGUGGAGAUCCUGCCUCACCUCUACCUGGGCAACGCCAAAAAUUCGGGAGAUCGCGAUGCGCUUAAUAGACAUAAGAUACGGUACAUAAUCAACGUCACCCCAAACCUGCCAAAUGUGUUCGAGGAGUCUGGGAGCUACAAAUACAUGCAGAUCCCUAUAGCUGACCAUUGGAGUCAGAACCUGGCUUCAUUCUUCCCCAAAGCUAUCCAGUUUAUCGAGGAGGCGCGUGAGUCAGGCGUGGGUGUGUUGGUCCACUGCCUGGCUGGCAUCUCCCGCUCCGUCACCAUCACCGUCGCCUACCUCAUGUACAAGGAGAAGCUCAACCUGGAGGAGGCCUACGAGUACGUGCGCGUCAAGAAGGCCAACAUCGCUCCCAACUUCAACUUCAUGGGUCAGCUGCAGGACUUCCAGCAACAGCUGAACCUGUCCCCCCACAAGUGCCAGUGUGUGUCGGAGUGCCGCUGCCGCCACCUCCAUUUCCUCACCCCCGCGCGCACCUCCCCAGACUCGGGCAUCGAGUUUGACCGCUUCUCCUGAGGACUGACCCCCGCUGCCUCCACGCCCGCCGGCGGCUUCCCAAGGCUCGCCAUCGAGUCGCCGCAGCCGCCCUCCACGCCGCCCGCGGGUCUGCAGGCAGUGGCCACUGCCCCUUCCCAGGGGCUGGUUUCACCCUGCCGCCCCCACCAGCAUGGGGGGGCGCUACCAGAGGAGGAGGAGAGGGACGAGGGGGAAGGAGGGGAGGUGGAAGAGGAGGAAGAGAAGAAGGAAGGAGAGGAGAGGUCUAACCUCCCCACCUGAGCAACCUCGGCGGCGAUGGCCCCAUCCAAGUGCCAAAGGUGAGCCUCCCCUUGGUGGGCCCCACAGGUGCCCCGGGGUGCCCUUGGGGAGGGCGUGGGGCGCCACACACGGCAGGGGACACAGCACCAGCCUGUCGCCUCCUUGCCAUAAUCCAAACUCCCAGGUACAAAUUUUCUCGACGAGUGAUCUCGCUUCUUUCGGGGAACCUCGGCGGCUGGCGGCGGUGGUGGUGGUGGGCGGCUCCCCGCCUUCCCCACGCCCGCCUGCCCGACGCUUCAUUCACAGGAAAAAAUAUCUUUAUUUUUAAGGAAGAUAUAUUAAAGACAAGUUUUUUUGGAAAUGUGUGGUGAAGGCUGCCACAAGUUGGCCUCUGACAGCCGGUGUGUUCAGCAGUGGACGUGUAGCCAGUGUGUGGAGAUGUGUUGAAGGCUUCUCGACUCGGCUCGUACAAACUCAGUUGCCAGGACAAACAACGCUCCAAAAAGUUGGAACUUCAAAAAUGAUAUUUAUUCAGCAAAACAAAAAACUAUUCAAAUUAAAAAAGUGAUAUAGAUCUCGCAGUAUUUUCAUAACAGAUAUGAAGAAAAUAUUAAAAAGCAUCGUUGGUGAUUUUUUUUCUUUUCUCCUUCUGGAAACAGACACAGUUGUUUUUAGAAGGACAGACUGACAGCCUUGUGUGUGUCGUACCUCGGUGUUGUUGGUCGUAAGCUCAACGUGUAUAGCAGCAUCUCCUUCAGUUACCGCUGACGCCUUCUGAGAGCCAACACCUCCCAGGACCUGGCAGGACGCCUCCUCCACCUGGCUUAUGUAGGGUGUUUCUUCACCUUCGGUAACGCCGAAGGACCCUGGAACACUCAAGCCAAAACAUCAGGUGUUUGCAGGACCUUUAGCUACAACACCAGGUGUUCCGGGACCUUCAGGGCCUUGGUGGACACUCCAGUCAUGACACCAGACACACAGCGUGUUGAGGCUGGAGGCAGUCCAUGUGAUGUGUUGAUGUUCACCUUCCCGGUCCUGCAGGAGGUCUGGCUUCACCUUCCAGGUCCUACAGGAGGUCUGGCUUCACCUUCCAGGUCCUACAGGAGGUCUGGCUUCACCUUCCAGGUCCUGCAGGAGGUCUGGCUUCACCUUCCAGGUUCUGCAGGAAGUCUGGCUUCUCAUGUGUAAAUUGCUUCAAGCCGAAAUUAACAGACAUAGCUUAAAAUUAUACGGAAUGGACUAUGUACAAAAUUUUUAUAUAAUUUCUUAUGUAUCAGAUGAACUUUUUUUUCUUCGUUGAAAAAAGAAACCUAAUAUAUUUUUAACAUGUAACUCAAAGCGGCCAAUGUGUGCGUGUUAUUAACUAGUGAACACUGCUGUACUGUACACAGUUACUGGUCCCUCGAGUAACAUUGUUCAUAUCAACGCUCAAAUGACCGGGUCAGCCGGGGUCAAGGAGUUGGCCGAUUCUCACUUGACCUAAGUAACUUCUUGACCCCUCUGACCUUCUCUCCCCCAACCCCCCUCCUGUGACCCCUAUUCUCCAGGUCUUCUCUCCUCCAUCCCCUCCCUCCUCCCUUAACAAACUCUCCUCUCAUCCUUCACCUCCCCCUCAAACAAUAUAUUCGUUGACGCUUUGAUACAAAAAAUAUAGGAACUAUAAGAUAUUCGCACAAUUCUUGGAGGAGUGGAACCUGUGGUCUCCAUAACCAGCCGCCGCAUAUGUUAUACAUGUGUGGGGGACGACUGUAGCCGUCAGUGCCUUGACAUCAAUCAUUUUUCUUUGUGUAUUUUAUGGAAGCUGUAAGUAAGGUUUUAUGUAAGUGUAGUUUUCAUCCACGCUCAUACAAGAGAGUAUAUAAAUAUAUAAAUAUAUAUAAAUUAUAUAUAUUAGAGUGUGUAUAUAUCACAUGAUGGGUAUGUGUAGUAUACAUACACAUGGCUAUGAAUAGUAUUUUUGACACUUUUCUCAAACUGACUUAACUGACUUGGCCACAGCAACAUGUAUGGUUACCUGUCCACCACCCACCUGUCAACCACCCACCUGUCAACCUCCCACCUGUCCAUCCACCCUCUCGCCUGUCUAUCCCUCACCCUCAUACCUGUCCACUCACCUAGCCAUGGUAGUGUCACCGGCCUCCAUGGUUGGUUUUAUUGUAGAGGAUUUACACACACACUACUGCUACUACUACUUACUACACACACACACACACACACACACACACACCAAACAGUAUUUUGUAAACAGAUUCACAAUUUCACAAGUCAGUAUUUUCCUCCUUCCACCCCCACCUUCACCCCCCACCUUCACCCCCUCCCUUACCAGUCAGUAUUUACUAUAGAUAAUUCCCCCUUAAACACACAAAGUCAGUCUAUAGAUGAUAACCUCAUAACACACAAUUACCUAAGUCAGUGAUCUGAUGAACUAACGCCCCUCCAGCCAGUAUCGUCGUCUCUCAAAAACACAAGUGUCACAACCAUGAUUUUGUUCACACACACAUUGCAUUAAUAACUAUAGGGUGGAAAGAUUAGCCAGUCUUGCCAGAGUAUGAUGGUGAUUGGGUAUUGUUGAGGUAUAGGAUUGGUAAUGGAUUAGUUUUUGUUAUUUAAAUUGGCUUUUCAUCGUCACGUUAACCAACUUUUUUUUUAUCAAUGUAUUUUUUUCUUCAAGGGUCCAUUAAAAGUAUGGGGAGGGGGGGAGAGGAGUUGUUUACAGUCAAAAGUAAACAGAGGGUAAAAUAAACAAAGUCGACUAUAUUUGGGUAAAAAAAAAGGUUGGUUUGCCAUUUUAACAAAUGUUUUGAAACACACACACACACACACACACAUACACAAACACAAAACUCGGGUGAAGAUUUCAUUCCUUUUUUGAUAUUGUAUUUAACAGAAAAGCCGAAUUAGGUAGUGCACUUUUUUAUAUACUAUUACAUCUAAGGUAGGAAGAAAUAAUUUGUAGUGUAGUGAUUUUUUAUAAACUUUUGGGUGUUGACAGUGUGGUGGUAUUGUAGGUUCACUUAAACACUGCUGGCUGUUAUGGUACAAUAAUUACUGCUGGCGGUGUUAUAGUACAAAUCACUGCUAGUGGUUAUUAAAAAAAAGUCAUAUAGUACACUUAACAUCAUCAACACAACAACCACCACUACCACUAUUGUUAUGGAUACACAGAAGUUAAAAAAAGAACGACGGUGCUUUGUAAAGAGAAAAUAUAAACCAUCCCCCUUUUUUAUUAUUAUACUUAAACCAAGCUGCUGGAUUUUCUCUAUAUUUAAAACAAAAAAAAAACAAAAAACAAAACAAAAAAGUCGAAUUCUCCAUCCACUUUUCUUCUGUAUACACUCAUCCAUCCAUCCGCCAACCCACCACGUCAUUCACUCGACAGCUUCCAAAUGUUCUCCUCAGUCUUAGCAAUACCGAAUUUUUGGUCAAUAUGUAAAACGAAAACCUCUUAACAGUCGGGAAGGAUAGUCGUGAGGCCAAAAAAAUAACUAAAAUAAAAGCAAAUAAAACACAUUUGAUGUAUAUACAGUAUAUAUAUAUAUAAUUUUUUUUUAAACCAGCUGAUAGAAAUGUAUACUAUGAUCAGUAUUUGACAAAUGUAUAUACAGUACUACUGCACUUUGAUCAAUGUUGAGUGAAAAUGUAUUAAGUUGAUCAGUGGUUAUUUUAAAGCUGACUGAUCAAAUGUAAUACACCUUGAUUAAAUGUAAUGUCCAAAAAAGUUAAAUGACCCCACAAAGGAUACAAGAUUAUUAUUAUUGUUUUUGUUACUAGACUCGUUUUCAACAAGACUAAAAAACAUCUUGAGUGAAAGAAUAUUUUAUAUCUUUAAAAAAAAGGCACUAACUGUAGUCUCUUUGUAUUUUUAACUGAUUUUUUUUUGGCCCAAUGUACUAUUCUGCCCAGCUGUUCAUUUAGCAUAAUGGUUGUCAGAAAUUUUAAAGAUUUUUUUUUCUGUCAACCAAUUUGCUAAUUUAUCAUUUCCCAGAGAGAGAAAGAGUGAGAAAUACGAUGUCUUCUAUUUUGAACUGAUUAUAUGAUACAGAAGAAAGAAGAAACAACAAAAAAAUAAUAGAAAAAGAGAAUAGUUUUUUGUAAUAGUAAUCACUGUUAAUGUUAUUGCUCUAUUUAACUAGGACUAUCGUUAUGAUGACUCUCCUUAAUAUGAUUAUUAUUUUAACAUGAGUUACUGUAAUUAGUAUAUCAUUUAUUAUUAUUGAAUCUUCCUAUUUUCUUUAGGUUUAUAUUGUAAUGCAAUAAACAAGACAAGUUUUA